AUGCAACUGGACAUGUUAGCGGAAAUGGAUGACGCAGGUUCGUCGAUGGCGAUGGACGUGGAUGAUAUCGAAGCCAUGGAGAUACUUAGUGAAGGAGGACUUAUCUCUGAGAACGACGCCGAUUUCUUCAACAAAUUCGAGGAUGAUUUCGACGACACUGAUAUCAAUUGA
Arabis nemorensis is the source of this 171-nucleotide messenger RNA. The record is from the annotation of a GenBank genome assembly. Lineage: Eukaryota; Viridiplantae; Streptophyta; Magnoliopsida; Brassicales; Brassicaceae.